This is a messenger RNA of Ictalurus punctatus (channel catfish), 2345 nucleotides long. It is a transcript of the gene itk, whose product is annotated as IL2 inducible T cell kinase. The record is from RefSeq and is a predicted model, not a curated record. Gene Ontology annotation, biological process: intracellular signal transduction; B cell receptor signaling pathway; NK T cell differentiation. Lineage: Eukaryota; Metazoa; Chordata; Actinopteri; Siluriformes; Ictaluridae. The coding region runs from base 102 to 1952 and encodes 616 amino acids. The transcript is spliced from 17 exons. Gene Ontology annotation, molecular function: ATP binding; protein binding; non-membrane spanning protein tyrosine kinase activity.
UGAUGCAAGCUCACAUAUGAACUGGUUACUAAAACAGACAUUACAGUUUACAGCAUUAUGCCUCAAGCUCAGCAGUGUUCCUCCAACAAUUUCAGGCUAACAUGUACCCACGUGUUAUUUUAAAAGGAGUCUUAUACAAGAAAUCUCAGCAAAAACGAAGAACGUCCCCUUGCAAUUAUAAGGAAAGAUAUUUUGUGCUAAACACUGAGGAUCUGACCUACUCUGAACGUCGGCCUGGGAAAAAGCCAAUUCAGAAGGGCUGCAUCGAGCUUUCCCGUAUUAAGUGUGUAGAGACUGUACGCAGUGACCUUCCCAUUCCCUGUGAAUACAAAUAUCCUUUCCAGGUUGUCUAUGAUAACUACUACCUUUAUGUGUUUGCACCAGACAACGACUGCAGACUAAAGUGGGUCAGAGCUCUUAAAGAGGAGACAAAAGGCAACAACCUAGCUUUGAACUACCAUCCUGAUUUUUGGGGAGAGGGAAGAUGGCGGUGUUGUAACAGGACAGAGAAGUUGGCACCCGGGUGUAGUGACUAUUACCCUAGUGGAUGCGCAUCCAAAAAACCUUUGCCUCCAACACCAGACCCAGAGCGGCGGUUCUCUAGCCCAGAAACGCGAAUUGUUGUGGCUCUGAAGAACUUUAUCCCUCAAGAGGACACAGACAUCCCACUGCACAAAGAUGAGGAGUACAUUGUAGUAGACUGUUCUGAGACUAACUGGUGGACUGUCAGGGAUAAAGAUGGAAAUGUUGGAACUGUGCCUUGCAUUUAUAUUAAAGAGAAACCUUCAAACAACAUUGAACACUUUAAGUGGUAUAACAAAGAUGUAACCCGGACCGAAGCUGAAGAAUUAUUAAUUGCAGUGGAUAAGGAGGGUGCUUUCAUGGUGCGUGACUCCCGGCAUGCAGGAGUUUACACAGUGUCUGUAUUUACGAAAGCUCCUGGGUCAAAUGGGGAAAAAUAUCCAAGGGUCAAGCAUUAUAAGAUCAGAGAGACAGAAGAUGAAGAGCCCAAGUAUUACUUGGCUGAAAAAUAUUUAUUCAGCACCAUCCCAGAGCUCAUUUAUUAUCAUCAACACAAUGCAGCAGGUUUAAUAACACGAUUGAGGCACUGUGUCUCCCAAGGCCAAGGAAAUUCUCCUAGGAUUGAGGAGCUUGCAUCAGAGGAGUGGGAGUUGGACAUGGAGGACCUGAUUCUCGGGGGGGAGCUGGGCAGUGGUCAGUUUGGACGGGUGUUUGAAGGCUUGUGGCAUGGUGAGAAGGUGGCUGUCAAGACAAUCCGUGAAGAGGCCAUGUCUGAAGAGGAGUUUAAAGAGGAGGCAAAGGUUAUGAUGAAAGUGUCCCAUCCCAAGCUGGUGAGGUUGUAUGGUAUGUGCACACAGCAAUCCCCCAUGUACCUGGUGUUCGAGUUUCUGGAGAAUGGCUGCCUGACAGAAUUCCUGCGCUCCAGAAAAGGUUGUGUUUCACAGGAGACACAGCUGGGCAUGUGUGUAGAUGUGAGCGAAGCAAUGGCUUACCUGGAGAGCUCAAAUUUCAUUCACAGAGACCUGGCUGCAAGAAACUGCCUUGUUUCAGGAGACCUUGUGGUGAAAGUCUCAGAUUUUGGAAUGACCAGGUUCGUACUGGAUGACCAAUACACCAGCUACACAAGCAAAUUCCCUGUAAAGUGGUCGUCUCCAGAAGUGAUCCGAUAUAACAAGUUCAGCAGCAAGUCCGAUGUGUGGUCAUUUGGUGUGUUGAUGUGGGAGGUGUACAGUGAAGGCCGACUGCCCUACGACUGCCGAAGUAAUGCAGAAGUAGUGGAAUCCCUAAACGCAGGACUAAGGUUAUCGAAACCCAGACUCUGUCCAGAACCUGUUUACCAGCUAAUGCAGUGGUGUUGGAAAGAGAAACCUGAAGACCGGCCCUCCUUCCUCCUGCUCUUGCAUGAACUGGCUUCUCUGGCGGACCACUGACUUAAGGCUAUUGACGUUGCUUAUGAAAAUAUAAUGUACAGUCCAGCAUUUUAUUUAUUUGUAUAUUCUAUUUAUUUAUUUUCAAUUUUUUUUGCAAUUAUCUAUUAUUUUUCUCUACUGCCUAUAGGUGAUGGAAUAACCUGUGGUUACUUCAUGUCUUUUUGUGCAGUCAAAUUUCCUGAUCUCCUUUUCUCCUUUAGGGGGCAUCAUUAAGUAGCCAUCUGUUUCCAAGACCAAUUGCCCAAGCCUUGGGUUCUUAGAACUAUUAAUUAUUUGCAUGUUUAUAUCUGUCUAUAGCAGGGGUCUCAAAAUCAAAUUUCCCUGGGGCCACUUUUUAUACUGUCUUCUCAUAGGUGGGCCGCAAGAGCAUUAAAGUACUCCAAGAAAGUGCAA